This is a messenger RNA of Caenorhabditis sp. 36 PRJEB53466, 3963 nucleotides long. The record is from the annotation of a GenBank genome assembly. Lineage: Eukaryota; Metazoa; Nematoda; Chromadorea; Rhabditida; Rhabditidae.
AUGAGUGUGUGGUACGAAAAGACGGAAAAGCGAAUCAAAAUUCAAUGUAAGCCGACGGAAUAGGUGAUCGACGACAAUAACAUUGAUUCAUUCCAGACAAACCGUUCCCAGUGAAGCAACGUAAACACCAAUGUAAUCUGUGCGAAUGGUCGUUCGGAUCGUUGCCGAGACUCAUAAAGCACAAGGACACUCACUGGGAGUCCGGAGUCUAUGCCUGCCAAGUGUGCCACAGUCUCUUCAACUUCCAACACAAUCUGUACGCGCACUGGAGAUCGUCCUGUCACGCGGUCUCCAACAAACGCACCGACGCAGAGAUCACGAGCAUAGAAAUCGGAAAUCUUCGCAAUUACGUGCUUUGUGUUAUGGGAAUGGAAAACCGUGCUCAACUAUUCCACGUAUUCGGAGGCGCCAUGUUCCUUCCGUCGCCCGAGUUUCUCGCCGAGCGCCACAAUGAAGACAUGCCGCAGUACGCGUUCCCGUGUCAUCUGUGCUGUCUUUCGGUUCCGAUCAAACUGUUGGAGUGCCACGGAGACGUGCAUCGUGGAAGAUUCCGAAUCGACGGAUGUGUCUACGGAAACUACUUCUGCCACAUUUGUGCCCACCUUUUCCAGUGAGCCUCAUUUAUCUUGUUACAAUUCUGAGAACUCUUUUUUCAGAACCAAAGAGAGCUUGAUUCGCCACUGGAGAACGGCGUGCGAGGAAGUGAUGGCGUACACUCCGGACGAGGCGUGGCUCGACGACGACGAGCUGACCGCCCUCGUUUGGCUCGUGCUCCAACAGUCCGUUCCGCAUAAAACGAUCGCCGAUAUGGGCAGAAACACCCAACAAAUGCUCGAGAGAUGGUCGGCCGAACAUGCGAAGUCGCAUCAUCUGAAGGAUAUGCUUCAUGAGUACUACCACUUCCCGCAGGAGAUUUGGCCCCUCCAGACUCAGGUUGACCAGGAUAUUGUCGCAGAUGCGAUUCCGAUCCGUGGAAAAAACACAUUUGUAUGGCGCUCUGAAGUAUUCGGUACUCAAAUUCUGUUUCCAGUUCAUCAACAAUAAAAAGUAUCCGGUGCACUCGGUAAAUUUGCUGGCUACAAUGUGCCCGGAAUUCUACGCGACAGGCAUGGCAUUCCUCAUACUGUGUAGUUCUGAAAGCGACGAUAGCCCGGUGAAGAAUGUGUACAGAGUCAUUCUUCGUUAUACCAAUGCCGGCUCGGUCAUCAACACGGUAUCUGCCCACUGUUUACUUUUCCUCAUCUCCUAUUUCAGUACAAAUUCACCGCAAGAACCUGCCCGCGUCUGAGACCACAACAUACCAAGUACAACAUAGAAUCCGAUGGAUUCACUUGUACGCACGAUCACUGCAAAAAUCAGCUCAGUGCUAUCUCAUUCAUUUCGAAAGCUCGUUACGAUGAUCACGAAAAUCACAUUCAUAAAAAGAGUUUCUGGGAUGAUUACUGGUGUCCCCUUUGCAAACGAAUGUGAGCUUUUCACAGUAUUCUGGUAGAAAUCGUUUUAUUUUUCCAGUAUCCGCCAUCGUUCGAGUCUAGAGCACUGGGAGGAAGACUGCGUCGUGCUGAAGGAAAUUCUUCCGGACGUGACAGACCGACAAAUGUGCGAUUACACUUUUGUUCUUUGGGUUUCGAAGCUGUUCCAAAAACAGAAAGACAAAAUCGUAAUCACGAUGGAGUCGGAAACGUGUCCGAUUGACGAAUUGCUUCACAAGGAACCGAAGUUCAAAGGAAAACAAAAGUCUGAUUCGCUGAGAGACAUCGUCAAGACUGUGUUCGAAAAGCCAGAGGAAGUGCAGUGGAGGAAAUUAUUACGGACCAUCGAGCCAGAGUUCCGAAAGGCCAAAAAACGCUUCGAAAAGUUAAUGAACGCCGAACGGGAUUUCGUCCCUUCAGGAGUCAUUCUCGUCAUUUGCCCUCACUGCGGUACAUCACUCUCAUCCUGAAUCUUCUAGACAGUUUAGCUUUUCAGGCGGUCGAUUCCACAAUGAUUUGCUGGUUAAUCACUUAGAGCAACGUCACAGCUACCCGAAGGAGAGCCAGAUUAUGCGCUAUCACUUUGACAAAUGGAAGAGAAGCCGUUUUGUGGAUACGCUCCAAGUUUUUGUGAGUUGAAGUGCAUCGUGACGGUUUUUUGAAAACUUUUAUUUUCAGGCUGACAUGAUUGCAGAAUUGGGCGCCGAGCUUUCCCCGCAGAAAUUAUUGUCUAAAGAGCAAUACGAAAAGGUGACCGAACAGACGUUGGAGCAUUGGUAAUUUUAAUCAUUUCAGUGUCUAGAGUUCAAUUUCAAAGACAUGUACCUCAAGAAGGAAGCUCGUUUCAUCGCCACGUGGCAAGAAGAUAAGACUCUCCGUCCGGUCACCAUCAAUGGACCGCUUAGACUAAUCGGAGACAUUCAGCAGAAGUCGAAAACCGACGCUGUCAUAGCCCCAGAGCCAGACUUCGACGCUUUCGAGCAGAUCUUCCCGGAGGGAAAAGAACCCGAACAACAUGAUCCGAAAAGCAGAGUGGUUAGUUCGCUCUCAAUCAAAUUAGAGCAUUUUAGUGUAAUUUCAGCAAGAUGCCUGGUUGCCCGAAAACAAGGAUCUGCUGUUGAAGGACGUGGAAUAUGUGGAUCCGAUGUCCGGCAAGCCUCUCCCACCGGAACUCGCGGCAGUCCAAAAAAGGGUUGACGAGAUCUUUCUGAAGGGAUUCAGAAGAGAAGCACAUACGAAUGGCGUCCUCAUCAAUUCGCUCACUGAUUUCUUCCGUUGCUCUGCUCCUCCCGAUGGCGAGAAACCAAAAGUGCAAUAUGUCGAAUUGGAUGUGCAGCAAGACAGUUACGUGUCUGACGAGAAAGUGGCGAAGGCUUUGGAAGAAGACAAAAUGAUUGAGCCGUACCAAUCGGACUCCGACGAGGAAAUUGUGGACAACGAUGUGGAGGACUUGGAUCCUGACUUGGAAUCUGAUGACGAUGUCGGCGACAAAGAAUUUCACGCAGAAGACAAUCUCGAUGCACUCAAAGCGAGAAGAGCUCUGGUCAUCGAGGCCCGUUACCGGCAGAGAAUGAUCUCGCGCGAAGCGAUCAUUCCUCCGCCGUACGAAAAGAGGAACUUUGCGCCGAUGUACACAGAGAUAAAUCCUGCGAGAGCCAAGAAUCUGAACUUCCUGACUUCGGUUAUUCCUGGUCCGGACAUCGCAAACGACCAUAAAACUGACGAGUUGCGUCCGCUCGCAUUAGACUGGACCAUCGAAAACGAAGGCGGCGAUUUCCGUUCGAGUGCAGUCAAGUUCCGAGAGCACUACUCGAAAUAUCUGUCCAUGACGAAGACCACCGAAGUGCUGAGACAUGUUAACGGAUUGUGCAAGAGGGACACUGAGAAAAUGCAAAUGCACGAGGAGAUGCUCCAGGACAAUGUGGGAGAUGGAGUAGUCGACAGAAAAGGAACUGCCUACAUCGGAGGAUAUAUUAAGCCUUCAACAUUCCAACGGAAACACAAUGAAGUGUUCUAUGUGGUUUUUGGAUUCAUCGUAAGUUAUGAAAACUGAUUAGAAAGUAAUAGGAUACGUUGCAGACGAGAAAGUUCCAAGUGUUCGAGUGCGAAGACAGACGCGGAAAGUUCAAAUUUGUGUGGCCAAUCGAGAGAACAACGCAACUUCAAUUCGACAAGCUUCUUCCAUUCUCCAGAUUCCGAUUCGUGCCCUACGAUCAAAAGAAAGGUAUCAUUCGCUCAUUUCUCGGAAGACUUUGUAACUUCAUUAUUAUCAGAGUUCCCGAACCUACACAAGUCCAAAUUCCCGCCCGAAGGACCACCCGCUCCAUGCACGUCCUCAGGCCAAGCAGGACCAUCCAGUCCUCCCAAAAAACGUGGUCUGGAGGAUGAAGUGGAAGCGUUGGAACUGGAAGAGGGACCUCCUUCCCCGAAAAGAGCAGUAGUCACCAGUUUCCACAAAGUGGAUACUAACACUUUCAUGAAACCGUAUUGA